AUGGCACCUGUUGUAAACCCCUUUAUUAAAGCAGGCGACAAUGACAGUGACGGUGAAAUUAUCGAAGACGGGUCAGACAAACAACUGACGGUGAUACCUUUUCAGAUAGAUAAAUGUAGGGACAUUGUUAGUGGGGGAGACGUUGGGGAUAAGGAGUUGAAUGUUGUUAGUAUGACACAUGUGUGCCAGGAAUGUGGCAAAGAUUAUUCUUCAAGAAAAAGCCUUCUACGACAUGAAAGAGGACACAGAAACAUGGGCCCAUACAAAUGCUGCGGGCAGUCUUUCCCGGUGAGAGAUGUCGAUCACUUCCGACGACACAGAGCGAGCAAACACCAAGGGCCGAAAAGCUACCCUUGUACUUAUUGUGGCAAAUCUUUUGUCACACAGCAUGAGGCAAAAGCUCAUGAAAGACGAGAGGAAAAUCCAGCCAUGCAUAUGUGUGACACUUGUAACAUGUUCUUUCCACGGCAGUUUCAGCUUCAGGAACAUAUGGCAACCCACUCAAGUGAACACAAGUACAUGUGUAAUUGUGGCAAGAUAUAUAAGCAUAAAUCCAGCCUGUCCCGACACAGGAAAUGUCACACAAAGAACUGA
Mercenaria mercenaria is the source of this 594-nucleotide messenger RNA. Its product is annotated as zinc finger protein 8-like. Gene Ontology annotation, cellular component: nucleus. Bases 1 to 594 code for a protein of 197 amino acids. Gene Ontology annotation, biological process: regulation of transcription by RNA polymerase II. The transcript is spliced from 3 exons. The record is from RefSeq and is a predicted model, not a curated record. Gene Ontology annotation, molecular function: DNA-binding transcription factor activity, RNA polymerase II-specific; RNA polymerase II transcription regulatory region sequence-specific DNA binding. NCBI's taxonomy places the organism in Eukaryota, Metazoa, Mollusca, Bivalvia, Venerida, Veneridae.